Messenger RNA from Caenorhabditis elegans, 1535 nucleotides. RefSeq names its product SET domain-containing protein 14 (gene set-14). The record is from RefSeq and is marked reviewed. Gene Ontology annotation, cellular component: nucleus. Lineage: Eukaryota; Metazoa; Nematoda; Chromadorea; Rhabditida; Rhabditidae. Gene Ontology annotation, biological process: chromatin remodeling. The transcript has 5 exons. Bases 7 to 1296 code for a protein of 429 amino acids.
UUCCCAAUGAAUCUUCCCCCAGACGCCCUCCACGAAAAUGUGUACGCAUUUGCUCUUGCACGAGAUCAAGUCGAAUCAUAUUGUAAUCAAUGCCUUACGAGUAUGGCAGAACUCAAAAAGUGCAGCGCCUGCCGACGGCUUGCUUAUUGCUCACAAGAAUGUCAAAGAGCUGACUGGAAGCUGCAUAAAGUGGAGUGUAAAGCUAUUAAAACUCAUAAUGAAGUUGCGAACGACUCGAUUCGACUCGUAAUGAGAAUUGCCGGAAAGUUGAGCAGAAACGAAGAUGGAGAAAUAGAAGCCUACUAUAUUCCGGGUGUUGCUCGCAAUUUUCAAAAUCUCGAGCAUCAUCCAUCAUCAUAUGACGCCGAUGAAGAGUCUUUUGUAAAAGAAUACUUUCAAUUUGCGAUAGCUCCCCAUCCAGAUCGAGAUUUGAUCAAAUUGAUAUUCCAAAAAGUUUCGAUAAAUAGUUUUGUAGUUGGAAACUCCACGGGAAAUCCAAUCGGUGUUGGAUUGUGCAUUAAGCUGAGCGCAGCUAAUCAUUCCUGCAAACCAUUGACUCGAGUUUGUUAUAGAAAUCGUACCGCAAUGCUGGUUCCAGUUUCAAGUGAACUUCCUUCAACACUGGAAGGUGCUUGUCAUUCUUAUAUAGACGAACUAAUGCCAAGAGAUAUGAGAAGAGAUACAUUAAAAAAAAAAUACAAAUUCCUGUGCCAAUGUGAUGGUUGUCUUGAUGAAGACCGAAACGCACGAAUGGAAGCCUGGACUUGCGGGAUUUGUGUGAAAGGAUGGAUGAGAAACAAGGAAAAUGGUCAAUGUGAACUGUGUGGCUGGACAAUGAGCAAGGAUCAUUUUGAAUUGUGUCGAACGGCAGAGGAAGCUGGCAUCGCCGCACGUUCGAGACUUGCGAAUGAUGCGAUUCCGUUGGAGACGAAGAGAAAUUUGUGUGAAAAAUUGUUAGAUCUAUUUCAAGACACGUUACAUGAUCAUAAUGUUCAUCGUAUUCCUGUGCUCAGAUGUUUGUAUAUUUGCUCAUUGGCGGCACAGAAUAUCACAGCCGCUGCCAAAACCGGCGGAACCCUUCUCUCCAUCAUGCUCGUCUACCAAAACACCACUGAUCCGGCGAUCUUAUUCCAAAAAUAUCAACUUGCCCAACUAUUUUGCGCUGCCGGAGCAAAGACACAGGCGACCAAAUUGCUCCAAGAAAUUGAAGAACCACUGGAAAAGAUUUAUACACCUGAUUCAAUGAUUUGUAGAAACGUGUAUUGUAUGAUUCUAAAAGCUCGAAAUUUAUCCUAAAAUGUGUAUCAUAAUGUGUAUUUUUACAAAUUUCAGCAAUUUUUCCUUAUUUUUUGUUAUGCAAAAUAUUAUUUAUUACCUCAUCUUUUCUCCCCAACUCUCUAUAAUAUUCUUGUAUAUUUCGGUUGUGAAUUCCCAAAUUUGACAUGUUUUAUUGCCAUCAUCUUCCCUUUUUGUUCAAUGAUUUUCCCGUUUUCUGAAAAUUUAAUCAAACUCGGUAAUUAAUGUUUGAAUUGAUG